Molecule: messenger RNA, 2404 nt
Organism: Boleophthalmus pectinirostris (great blue-spotted mudskipper)
Lineage: Eukaryota; Metazoa; Chordata; Actinopteri; Gobiiformes; Gobiidae
Gene: tor4aa
Product: torsin family 4, member Aa
Exons: 3
Coding region: 192-1493 (433 amino acids)
Cellular component (GO): nuclear envelope; endoplasmic reticulum lumen
Molecular function (GO): ATP binding; ATP hydrolysis activity
Source: RefSeq, a predicted model, not a curated record
AGAGAGAGGAGGGGCUAGUGUGGUGAAUGGUUGAGUGAAGGAUUUUUAGAGCUAAGAUCACCAGAUAAGAGCGCUCUUCCCGAGUUAGCCCUGCAGCUGUAGACCUGCACAUUGUCUUUUUGUUCCUGUUCAUAAAAAAAAUGAAAUGGAUUAAAGUUACGCUUCUCUUCCGCGACUAAAGCACAUCCAAGAUGAGUGACCAGGACAGCAGUGCAUCAGCCUCCCAGACUGGAGACUUUGAUGAAGACACAAACAGUGAAUUAGAAGUGGACAGAGAUGACAGACACAGGGACAGACAUGUACCCAGUUUGUCCAGCUUCUCAUCCUCUCUGAGUGCUGUUAUACGCAUCAAACAGAAGUACCAGGCAAUGAAGAAACGCAGACAAGACCUUGCCCUGAGCCUUACAGCAGCAGGGACUCAAAUAGGGGCCCCGGUCAGGACCAGCCCUAAAAUCUUUACCUUUGAUGCCCUGAACGCCUCUGCCUACUCUUCACUGGAUAACACUAUUCAUCAGAAGAAAAAGCGGAGACGAAAGAAAAGGGUGCUGUUUCCCAAUAGUGGAGGACGCAGGGUCCCACCCAAACAGGAGCGCAGCCGGGCCAAACACUGCCUGUAUCUACUGCUCGCCAUUGUCUUUCUUCAGGUGUACAAUGCCAUAGAAAAUCUUGAUGAUCAUGUUCUCAAAUAUGACCUGGAGGGCCUGGAAAAGACAUUGCGUAGGGAGGUGUUUGGGCAGCAGGGGGCAGUGGAGGGUCUCAUGUCUCACCUACAGGACUAUCUGUCCACCUAUGUUCACAACAAGCCUCUGGUUGUGUCUGUGCAUGGGCCCAGUGGGGUGGGUAAAAGCCUCCUAGGUCGCCUCCUGGCUGGACACUUUCGAUCAGUGGUUGGGGAGGCUUUAGUGCUUCAGUACUACGUCCUUCACCACUGUCCCCAGGAGGCAGAUGCAGUCCAGUGUGCUCAGAACCUGUGUGGUCUGAUCUCUCAGAUGGUGCAGCGAGCAGAGGAGGAGGAAAAGAUCCCAUUAUUGAUUUUUGAUGAAGUCGAGUACAUGCAUCAAGAGAUAUUGGAUGCACUGUGGCAGCUUAUGGCCACAAAGCAAUCGAAUGAGUAUCUGAAUGUGAUCUACCUAUUUCUGAGCAACCUUGGCCAUGAGCAAAUUACAAAGCAUUUACUUCACAACUCAUCGAGUGACUCUGUAAGAGUCUCUGGUCAUGACUACCUGAUUAAGGAGCUGACCCCAAUUCUACGCAACACUCUGGACAUACUGCACCCCCUGUGGGCAGAGGCAGACAUUUUACCUCUGGGCCUUCUGGAAAAGGUUCAUGUAAUGGACUGCUUUCUGGAGGAAAUUACUCGAGAAGGCUUCUAUCCAGACCAUGCCAACAUAGAGCGGCUGGCAGGAGAGAUAGAAUAUUAUCCUGUUGUAGGGGGACAUGAAUACUCCCAGACAGGCUGCAAGCAGGUGGUGGCAAAAGUCAACCUACUAUAAAAUGUGAAUGCUCUAAGGAAAUGCCUAGAAUUCUUUCACCAAUGAAGACAUAAAACAUGAGAAGGACUUAAAAUUACAAAACUCGAAUGGCACAAUUAAAACAUUUCCCUUUAAAAGAGGUGAGGGGAUUGGUUUUCAUGGAGAAGAAACCUGAUUUACAAAAACCUAUAACCUGAAACUUCUGCCCUUUUUAAGAGAGUGAUGAAUGAAUGAAUGAUUAAGUGUAAAAACAGCAAAAAAUAAGCUUAACUGGACAUAAACAUUGAUAUUGUAUGGUAAACACUGGAAUGUUUUAUUUGCAUUUGUUUAGUAUUAAGACAGGUGUGCCAUAAGUGAUCCUGCUUGAACUGGAAGUUUACAUAUAUUUUAUUUUUUCAUGUAAACUUGUGCAAGUAUGAAAACACACACCCAUUUUACCCCAUGGCCUAAAAUUUUGUCAAAAUAUACAAAUCUACAAAAAAAUAAUACUUUUUCCAGAAAUUUUAAGAGAAAUUAUAAUUAGAUAUUUGUAUAUAUAUGCACCUCUCAAGAAUUUUCGUUAUUUGAGUUAGUUUUUUAUUUUUUUUUGAAGAGUGUGUUUUUGAGCACACAACAAACACGAGAAUUCUGAAUCACAAUUUAACCAAACUAAAAUAUAAUCACAAAGAUGGUUCUAGCUAUAUGAGUGGUCUGUAGGUGAUAUUAAGACUGUGAACGUGCCAGUAUUUCUAAAUGAGUACAUUUCCAAAUAUAAAUAAAAUUGCUCAAUUAAAAUAGUUAUACAUUUGGAAAUAAAACUGAGGCCAAACAUGAUAUUUUCUAGACAUUUUAUUAGUUUCUUAGUUGACAUUGGAAAAAAUGAGGUACUGUGUCUAAAUGACAUUGAAUUUGCCAUGUAUAUUCUGGAAAAAUAAAGUGUAACACUGAACAAA